Messenger RNA from Daphnia carinata, 2266 nucleotides. Its product is annotated as putative ankyrin repeat protein RF_0381. Gene Ontology annotation, molecular function: protein binding. Gene Ontology annotation, biological process: protein localization to ciliary inversin compartment. Bases 37 to 1347 code for a protein of 436 amino acids. The transcript has 2 exons. The record is from RefSeq and is a predicted model, not a curated record. Lineage: Eukaryota; Metazoa; Arthropoda; Branchiopoda; Diplostraca; Daphniidae. Gene Ontology annotation, cellular component: ciliary inversin compartment.
CAUCCCAAGCAUUUAGCCCGUAACUUAAUAGCAGACAUGCUGAUCAAGACACCUGACAAAAGAAUUACAUCCAAACAAGUUGUUGAUCAACUUCAAUCCAUAAAAAUCGAACUUACGGAGGAAGAAAAAAAUCUGCGUCGGUUGUGUGCAGAUCAACGUCCAACGCCAGAAUAUAGCAUAUUACCACAAUGGAUAUUCGGAUAUCCAAGAGAUAUAAGGAAUGAUAUCAAAUCUUUAAUGCAACUCGGUAUCGACGUAAACGCAAAGAACGAAGAUGGAUGGAAUGCGCUUCAUCUUUUGUGUUCUUACAAUUCAAGCCCACACUUAAUCGAUGCGAUUAAACUCUUGAUCGAACUCGGCAUCGACAAGCACGCAAAGAACAACAAUGGAUCCAAUGCACUUCAUCUUUUGUGUUUUAACAAUUCAAGCCCACACUUAAUCGAUGCGAUUAAACUCUUGAUCCAACUCGGCAUCGACAAGGACGCCAAGAACAAUGAAGGAUGGAAUGCGCUUCAUUAUUUGUGUCGAUACAAUUCAAGCCUACACUUAACCGAUGCGAUUAAACUAUUGAUCGAACUCGACAUCGACGCCAAGAACAAUGAUGGAUGGAAUGCGUUUCAUUUAUUGUGUCGACACAAUUCAAGCCUACACUUAACCGAUGCGAUUAAACUCUUGAUCGAACUCGACAUCGACAAGGACGCAAAGAACAACAAUGGAGCCAAUGCACUUCAUCUUUUUUGUUCUAACAAUUCAAGCCCACACUUAAUCGAUGCGAUUAAACUCUUGAUCGAACUCGGCAUCGACAAGGAUGCAAAAAACAAGGAUGGAUGGAAUGCGCUUCAUUUUUUGUGUCUGAACAAUUCAAGCCUACACUUAACCGAUGCGAUUAAACUCUUGAUCGAACUCGACAUCGACAAGGACGCAAAGAACAACAAUGGAGCCAAUGCACUUCAUCUUUUGUGUCGAUACAAUUCAAGCCCACACUUAAUCGAUGCGAUUAAACUCUUGAUCGAACUCGGCAUCGACAAAAACGCAAAGAACAACAAUGGAGCCAAUGCACUUCAUCUUUUGUGUUUUAACAAUUCAAGCCCACACUUAAUCGAUGCGAUUAAACUCUUGAUCGAACUGGGCAUCGACAAAAACGCAAAGGACAACAAUGGAUUGAAUGCGCUUCAUCUUUUGUGUGUUAACAAUUCAAGCCCACACUUAAUUGAUGCAAUUAAACUCUUGAUCGAACUGGGCAUCGACAAAAACGCAAAGGACAACGAUGGACGCAAUGCGCUUUAUUAUUUGUGUUCUAACAAUUCAAGCCCAAACUUAAACGAUGCGAUUAAACUUUGGAUCUAACUCGGCAUCGACAAGGACGCAAAGGACAACGAUGGAUCAAAUGCACUCGAUUUGUGCCGGCUCAACACAAAUCUUACAAACUGCAACGUAGACGAAAUCUUUAAAUCGUAUGAGGUGCACUUAUAAUGAUAUUAAAGCUAUUCGCAAGAUGAACAGGCAAACAGAACGCUGCGUUGCAACAAACGAAAUUCUCGGCAAAGUGCGGCUUAUUAUAGUUAUUAGACAGUGCGACGCACCACAUCAGCUGGAGUAUGAAGAAAACGAACCGUCUAACACAAUUGAAUAAAAAAGUUUGGGGAAACUUAACGAAAACUCCCGUAACUUGACGGAAAAAUAAAAUAACUCUGCGGAAAAACAAUCUCCGUUUGCUGGGCCAACUGCAAAAAGAACGACCACACGUCCACUAACACAACUCUGCUAUCGUUGGAAACCUCCUUUUAGCAGAAACAUGAGGCAUCAGGCGAGUAAUUGUGAGCUAUCUAUGAGAAUAAAGUGCGACCCCAGUUCUACAUCAACAACACAAAGUCAAACGGUAUGCAAUGGCGGUAUCCUGAAACGCCGACAGUUACCCGCAAUAGUAAACGAAGUCGAAUCAACCAUAUUAGGCGCGUAAAAUUAUCGAAGAAUGCAGACUCAACAUGGAAGAUAAGCGUCAAAUUUGAGCAACAAACACAUAGCCAUAAUUGUAAUAGAAAUUUGUCAAAGCCAAAUAAGUAGUGCCUCUAAGGAAACCAACUCAACUUUGUUGUUAAUCCAUUUACUUAAUUUACUUUCACCUAAAAUAUUUUUUUUCUCAAAUUCCGAGGAAAACACAUACCAAUCAAAAAAGUUAAUUCGAUCCUCCACACAAUCUAACGUGCGCGCACAGCUCUUAAGUUUUGUAAAAUGUAAAAGCCGAAUACAAAAACUAACCUGGAAA